CUUUUAUUGUCGUCUCGUGUAGAUAUUUUUCCGUGAUCUUAAAUGCCUUCUCCGGAAAGAGGAUUUCAACUGAACUAAUAUAUUUCCUUCUCUGAAAACCCGUGAGCUUCAGUCAAUGAUUAUACACACUGGAAGUAACAUCAGACGGCUCACACAAUGGAUGGAAAUCUUACUUCUGAGUGGGAACAAUACUUGAUUUUACGACGCACACCAUACACAACAUAUCUCUUCAUCUGCCUCGUUAUCGGAAUUGGCGGGAAUGGGGUAGUGAUCCUGACUUACCUCGUCAAAAUGCGAGAUAAUUUGGAACAGCGAUUCUUCAUUCCACACUUGGCAGUGAUGGAUCUCCUUGCAUGCGCUUCGGCGGCGAUCUUAUGCCUGCUAUCUAACUUUUAUCCACUAAGGUUUCCAUCGGACUCCCUCUGCCGUUUCUUCUGGUACACAUCAUGGACAAGUUCUGCAAUAUCUACGCUGAUUUUAUUGUUAAUUGCCAUCCAAAGAUACCUUUCAGUUUGUAAGCCCCAUGGGCCACAAAUGAGCGGGAAAUGGCGUUACAUAGUCUAUGGUUUGACGGUUGUGACAUGCAUGCUUCUGGCGAUUCCUUUUGUUUAUUUAACAGGGAACAUCAAAAUAAGUCAAGUGUAUAAAGGAGAAAAUGUGACAGCGUACUACUGCUCGACUGGUGCGACUGAAGGUGGAUGGAGGGAGUUCGAAACGGUAUACUUCAUUUGCCUAUUUCUCAUUGGUGUUUCAAAUAUACUUGUGACCAUGGGAUUUUACGUUCCAAUAGGUUUAACAAUUUACCGUACAUUCAACAAACAACAUCAUCAGAAGUUGAAUAACCAUACUGGGGAAGAGAGCGUAGACGUUGACUCCUCGGUAGAUGGAAGACAAAUUAGCGAAGUAUUUUCCGGCGACAGUAGUAAAAGCAGAAAAUCAUCCCUUUGUAACUCAAAAUCUUUGUCUAUUGUCAGUAAGAAGUCAUUGAAAAAGAGGACAAAGGCAAAGAAUCGGUUUACGUUGAUGCUGAUGUUGAUUGCUCUCAUUUACGUCCUGUCCAAUGUUCCCACACUGGCCUUAAUAGUAAUCUGGAAAGACGAUCCGGAAUUCUGGUCUGUAGAAGAUGACGUCAAAUUGAAUUUAAUCAUCAUCCUCAGGAGAUUAUUUCUUGUGAAUAAUAUCGUGAAUCCGUUCUUGUAUGGAUAUUUUGAUCUGAAAUUUAGAUGUAAACUUGUAGAAUUAUUUAGUUGUAAAUCAUGUCGAUGACAUAUGCUUUAAUGUUGUGGCAAUACCUUAAUUAUCCUUUUUUAUUUGAAUAUUGUACAGCAAACAUUUUACUACUUCAAUUCACCAAAAUCUGCACUUGUUAUUAAAUAACUAACAAAGAAACAUUCUUUUUUUUAAAAAGGAUGUUUGUAAAUUCCCAAUAAUCUGGACUCAGACACUUUUCUUAAAGCAAACUUUUAGAAGAUGAUUUUUUAAACGAAAAGAAAACAAUCAUAGGGUAAGACUUUUGUUAGCUAGUUAAAGAGGCUAAGGGGUGGCAGCCAUUUUCAGACUAUUUCGAUCUCCUUUUUUAAAAAAAAGCUUCAGACAAAGAUAUACAAAAAAUGAUCAAAUUUUAAAACUAAAAUGUAUAAAUUUUUUCUUUGCCAAAUGAUAGUUGACAGCUAAAGAUACCGCAUCUAAAAAAUAAGUUAAAUCUGGUGGUUAAUUUGUGGUUAAUUUGUUGACGCCCCGCCUCCUUAAAUGUCCCUUCAGUGAUUUUUCGCUAAUAUUGAGAAUCCACCAUUUGCUAAUUGAGGACUUCAUUUAGACCUGUGCCCGGCACUUGAGACUUUCGAACAACGAGGGAUUUAUUUUUAUGCCAACCCCUCUUGUGGCACAGAACCUCGGAUUAUGCGAUCUCAUCCAGAGGAACAAUAUCCACGUCACACAGCGGUUUCGAACUCGCGACGUAAGAAUCAUUUCCUUACUCCUCCACUCUACAACAAACGCUCAAUCCACCACCGCGCAGGCGACUGAAGGAUUUCUUUAAGACUGUAAUGAGGAUGUGAAAGUAACAAGCUUACUUUAAAAAAUUCCAAAGGAAAUACAUAUGUUUUUUAAAAAUUUGGAAUCACCAUCUGUAGCACUGUAACGACAUCCUGUGUCACAAACUCGAGAUUUCUCUUAUCAAGCGCCUACAUUGUCACUCUUUUAAAGUAGCUUUGUAUUUAUAGCACGAGUUAGUUAUUGUAAUACUUUAUUUAUCAAAGUACUACAGGUUGUAUGUGAUAAACAAGAAUGACACAUAAUGAAAGCAAAACAAAAGAAAAUACAUAUUUAGCAUUUUAAAAUUCUAUCCACACAAUGGGACUCAAGACGGAUAUGUGAUUUUUUGCACGUUUGAAUUCUGGGAAGAAGAAAUAUAUCUGGGUAACUAUGCUGACCAUACGUAUACAAGAAGAAGGAAGUUUUUAAUUAUUUAAAAUUCUGAAAGAGAUGUGCAUAAUGAUUGAUACGAUAAUUGUUUUUAGAACGGAAAAUGAAGCUUACGACAAUAUACAGUGUACCAGCCUUUUUAAAGAUUCUUAAAUAAAUAGUUACAAUGGUUAUGUGUCAAAUAUUCUAUCAGUCUACUAUACCUUUUUUAAUUAUUUUGUAAUGGUAAAGAACAAAAUUGUCUUUCAUAAUAUCUAAUUAGCCCCUUAAUUGCAGAGUGUUAAAUAUUCACAUGUUUUUAAAUUAGUUUCUCUUUGGCAAAGUGCCAAAUAUUCUAUCAUAUGUUUUUUAAUUAGUCUCUCAAUGGCAAAGUGUCAAAUAUUCUGUUUAAUCUUAUGAUGAUGAAUGCAGUGUAGUGGUUUAAAGUGUUCCAAGUGCUUCCGAAUUAAUUCUAAAAACUUUUGGAAUCAGUUGAUCUCAAAAAUCUCAAAACUAAUUAAGAACAUUAUAGGUGUUUGUGGAAGUAUGGUUUUGCACACGAGGAAGAACUUAAGAUUUUCUGGAAGGAUACAUGUAUAUCUCCUUAAAUUAAUGGAAAAUCAAAGUACUGAGAUAAGAUUAUAUCUCUUUUUGAAUGUUUGGAAUUCAUUCCCAUAUUAUUUAUAAAUUUGAUAUUCUAUUUGACCUUAUUUUGAUACAUUUUUGUAAAAUUAUGCUUGUAUCUUGAUAUAUUGUCUGUAAUAAACUUUUGAAUAACAAUUACUAGUAAUAAGAUUUUUAGAUUUUAUUUUUUUUGUUAUGUUUUGAUUAAAAUUGAAUUGAUAACACAUGGUAUGUUGCAAGCAUCUUACUUAAAUGGACUUGUUUUAACCUUGACCACAACUAGAAAUUAGAUAGCCCAGCAAAAGUAACUGCUGGACUGUCGAUUCCUGUCUGUAUGUGUAGUAAUAAGUUUACCUAAUUAUAUUCGCUUUUUUGUUUUUUUUCUUUUAAAAAUCGAUUG
This is a messenger RNA of Saccostrea cuccullata (small rock oyster), 3427 nucleotides long. RefSeq names its product cholecystokinin receptor type A-like. The record is from RefSeq and is a predicted model, not a curated record. Gene Ontology annotation, cellular component: plasma membrane. Gene Ontology annotation, molecular function: peptide binding; G protein-coupled receptor activity. The transcript has a single exon. Lineage: Eukaryota; Metazoa; Mollusca; Bivalvia; Ostreida; Ostreidae. Bases 157 to 1266 code for a protein of 369 amino acids. Gene Ontology annotation, biological process: G protein-coupled receptor signaling pathway; cellular response to hormone stimulus.